UAUCUCUAUCUAGAUACAUUUGAGUUGCAUUAUUUUUAUCUUUAUCUAGAUAAAAAAAUACUUAUCUAAUCCGAACAAUUGUUGUUAAGUGUCGUAAAGCCACAGUUGCACGCGCGAUUACGUUAUAGUGUGCGAAUUCCUCAUUACCUAAUGCGCUAAAAACAAUAAUGUUUUCCGAAAAUUUCGCUUUUGCCGGUCGUUGGUGAUUACGGUGGGCUCUUAAUGUCCUCUACUACGACCAUUUGCAAACGACGAUACCCGUAGACGUCUGCUAUAUAAGCCCAGGACGCCAAUCGAAAAGGCACAUCACUCAUUCAGUCGUCUUUUCGAACACACGCACCUGAACAAGUCUCCGCAGUCAAACAUACUCGACUUCACUCGACAUCACUCGACGAACACUCGAAAAACCUUCCACACUUUCAUAAAACUUCAACAACAACAACAACAACAACAACAUGUACAAGUACACAGUCAUGACCGCAGCGGUGAUUGUUGUAUUGGCUUCUCUGGCCAGCUCCAUUCCGGCCACUUCCGCCCAGACAGCAGCCAACAAAAUCGACAUGAUGCCAUCCUCAGCCACAUCCAUUCACAGCCAUCAUGUCAAGCCAGAGCACCAUUCAAUGUUCGCGUCCGGUGGCCAGGGAGUUGGUGGAUCGGUGGUCUUAUUGGGAGCUGUGGCCGCGGCCGGCGCUGCCGGUAUCGCCGCCGUCGUGGCUUUGGUGAGCGCCAUACUCCCGUACUUCCGUUUUUUCUUCGGCGGUCACAAGGGCAAGGCAUCUGACUCCGACAUGGAAAACAUCAGUGAAUUCGUUUUGGGCGCAUUCAACAAGUACGACAGCCAGCACAAGGCGUGAUGACGCGACUCGUCGCUACAAUACUAUAAUAUCAUAUAAUUAACCGUUCGAUUUUAUUUAUUGUACAUUUCACACAGCGUUGAUAAUGGCUUACCUAUAUUUAUAUUAUUUAUAUAUUA
Acyrthosiphon pisum (pea aphid) is the source of this 973-nucleotide messenger RNA. RefSeq lists its product as uncharacterized. The record is from RefSeq and is a predicted model, not a curated record. The transcript is spliced from 2 exons. Lineage: Eukaryota; Metazoa; Arthropoda; Insecta; Hemiptera; Aphididae. The coding region runs from base 456 to 854 and encodes 132 amino acids.